Punica granatum (pomegranate) is the source of this 3803-nucleotide messenger RNA. Lineage: Eukaryota; Viridiplantae; Streptophyta; Magnoliopsida; Myrtales; Lythraceae. The record is from RefSeq and is a predicted model, not a curated record.
CUCUGUCUGCCUCUCUUCUCUCUCCGUGUCUAAUCUCAUCCCUCCUUUCCUUUCUUCCCCAAAUUCUCAAAUCCCUAAAUUCUCAGUCUCUGAUUAAAUUUGCUUGCUUGUUAAAUUCCAAGAAAGCAUUCACUUUCAUCUUCUUCAACCUCACCGGCGUCCUCCUCAUGCAUUAGUUUGAUUGGAUUGUACAAGCUCCAAUUCCAUCCUUUUGGUUGGGAUUCUUGCGGCUCUGGCACCGCCCUGAUCGGUCGGCGUAAGGCCCUGCAAUCGCCGGAGAAUCUAUGUGUGGUCGCGAGAUUAGGAGACUAGGGCUUGUCAAUUUGGGUACAUGCGCUUUGGGUGCGGGAUAAAUGCGUCUAGAGUUGGAUCUAGGGUUCUCGAGCCUUGUCGUCCUCGUUGCGUGCGCCGUGGUUCCGCUGAUCGUUCUGGUCCUCCGGAGCAAAUGGCGCCGAAGUGCGGCCAGGAAGGAGGAGAUCCGGCGGCUCAUGAUCCUCGCCUCGGAGGAAACUGUUCGAGCUGAGCUUGAAGCCUCAGGUGGCCAUGGCUGUGGCUAUGGCUAUGGCAAUGACUAUGACUAUGACUAUGCUUAUGCUGAUGGUUACGGUGAUGGAUAUGGAGCUGUCCCGGCUUCUCAGAUCAACCAUUGUGCCGUUUGCCAUUCCCCGACCACUACACGGUGUGCCCAGUGCAAGGCUGUUAGAUACUGUUCUGGAAAGUGUCAAAUCAUCCAUUGGCGACUAGGCCAUAAAGACGAAUGCCGUCCUCCUGCUACAAAGAGUGAUAUUGAUGACAAGAUCUUGAAACACGAACAAGAUGUCAGUUGUGGUAGCAAACUUGAGGAUGAAAGCAGGCUGCAGUCUAAGUCAGCAGCCUUGUUUCAUGGUGAUUCGAUAUCUGCCGAUUCCACUGAAGCAUCAAAAGUGAAGCGCAGAAGUCUCAAAGCUGAUUUCAUUGCUGAUGAUGCUGCAAAUGACAAGAGCAGGACCAGCUCUUGUGCUAAUAAUGUGGAUCAAGCUAAGACAAUAUCUCAGAAAUUUGCGAGUUUGGUUGACACUGUAGGUAGUUGUUCUGGUGUAAGCGGUUUCAAUCAAACCAAUCCAGUUUCUUCUGCUGGACAAGUCCAAUGCAAGUUGACAAGUCCACCAAGUUCAGCCAAUGGAAGCAUGCGAGAUAGUUCAGCUGCUGAACCAUCUAGAAGCUCAACCAGUUUUUGGGAACGCGCUCUUGAUCCUUCUUUGCCAACAGGUCUUCUGCGUAAAACUUCUGUACCAUCAACCGCUGAUGGGAGCAGAACUAACAAUGUAUCAGAUUCUAGUUUGAACUAUUCUGUCAACUCAUCUGGAAGUAACAUUGUGGAAAAGGCAUCGUUGCAUGACCCUGCUCCAAAAAAUAAGGAUAACAGUGAGUCAAUUUUGGAGAGUGUGGACACAUGCAAUGAGUCAAAUUCCUUAUCAUUGAAGAGUGAAAGGAGUAGUUAUAUGAGGAUUGACAGCACACUUGGUUCAGAGUCAUUCAGAUCUUCCGAAGCCAAAUCCUCCAUCUCCUUGCAAUCUAAUAUAUCUUCAGGUUCCCGAAAAGAUACUUCUGCAACUACAGCUUGUAGAAGCAGUAACAGGCACUUAGAUCCUAUUGUGAGAUCAAGGCAGGCUGAUGAAACCAAUGCUACCGCUGCAGCAGUAUCUUCUGAGGUUGCUGGUCGUUCGCCAAGUGCUGGAAGUGACUUGAAGACAUCUGUUGCGAAAGUUGCAGACCAACUAAAAGGGUCCAUACCAUUGCAGCAGUAUUCAUUGCGAGGCGGCAGUGACAUAGCUGGAAAAUACAGUGACAAGGGGUUCUUUCCUUAUGAAUUGUUCGUCAAGCUUUACACUUGGAAAGAAGUGGAAUUGCGGCCAUGUGGCUUAAGAAAUUGUGGGAACAGUUGUUAUGCCAAUGCGGUUUUGCAAUGCCUGGCAUUUACUCCUCCUCUCACUGCAUAUUUUCUGCAAGGUCUCCAUUCAAAAAUGUGUGCAAAAAAGGGCUGGUGUUUCAUGUGUGAAUUCGAGUCUUUAAUUCUGAAGGCCAAAGAGGGUGAGUCUCCGGUUUCCCCAUUUGGGAUCGUAUCCCGACUGGAAGAUAUUGGAAGCCAGCUUAGCAAUGGAAGAGAAGAAGAUGCACAUGAAUUCCUGAGGUACACAAUUGACGCGAUGGAGUCUAUUUGUCUUAUGGGAUCUCGGAUUCCCCCUGGUUCCUUGGAGGAAGAUACCACUCUUGUAGGCCUCACUUUUGGAGGCUAUCUUCGGUCCAAGAUAAGAUGCACAAAUUGUCAAAGCAAGUCUGAGCGGCACGAGAGAAUGAUGGAUUUGACUGUUGAAAUAGAUGGUGAUAUCGGAACCCUUGAAGAAGCUCUCCGACGGUUUACUCUAGCGGAGACUCUCGAUGGUGAGAACAAGUACCACUGCAGCAGAUGUGGCUCCUAUGAGAAGGCCAGGAAGAAGUUAACGAUACUGGAGGCUCCAAAUGUACUUACCAUUGUGUUAAAACGAUUUCAGACGGGGAAACUUGGAAAGCUCACUAAGUCUAUUCGCUAUCCCGAGAUCCUUGACUUGGCUCCUUACAUGAGUGGGACAAGUGAUAAGUCGCCGAUAUACAGACUUUACGGAGUAAUUGUCCACUUGGAUGUUACGAAUGCCUCAUAUUCUGGUCACUAUGUCUGCUAUGUUAAAAAUCCGCAGAACAAGUGGUUCAGCAUUGAUGAUAGUAGAGUAACACCUGCAGACCUGGAAACCGUCCUGAAAGUUGGGGCAUACAUGCUUCUCUAUUCAAGGUGCUCUCCACGGGCUCCCAGGUCAAUAAGGAAUCGAAUAAGAUCUUCCGAUCCGAAGCCCAAGCAUGUACCAACCAGGGUCAUGCCGAAGAUUCCCACACUGAACCUCAAACAUUCAGGCGGAUCAUGCGAUGAUCUUCAUCCCAACCCGAUGUCGUCAGAUGGGCUGGCUAGCAUGGAAACUUUCUACUCGAGGUUCCAAAGGUUACGAAGGAUGCUAGAGGAGGACUCCCCAAGCGACAGCUCUUCCCUGUUCAGCAACAACUCUGAUGAGGGCUCCUCGAGCUCAGAUGGGACCCGGGAAUCAACCUGCACUACUGAUGACUUCUCUGAUUUUCUCUUUGGUGGGUGGAGCAGCUCGUGGAGGAACUCUUCUGAUUCGGAUUCCUCAUCCUCUUCCAUGCCAUCAUCCUCGUCCUCCUCUCCCAUGGCCAGCAGCUCUCAGAGGCGAGCCGCAGGCUUCCCUGAGACAAGCGUGCCCCUGGUAGACAGCGAGGCGAACAAUUCUUUUUUGCAUUCUGACACGAGUAAGAGUCGUAGGAAUUUACUUAGCAGUAGUAGUAGUGGCGGUAGGGGUAAUUGUAGGCAGACUGACUCAGAGAGAUUAGUAGAUGCUGCUAACGGUUUUGAUGGUGUAAAGUCGGGCAGGAGAUCCGUGACUGCAGGGGAGAGAACGGAGAGAGUCCCUUGACUGGAUUGUAAGGGCUUAAGAGGGUAGGGAAGGGGGAUCAUUGUGAGGGUAGAAAUAAGGAGUUGUAUUUAAAAUGUAAAAUCCGUAGUUUGGGGGUCAUUGUGUGGAAAUUUUUGCCCUUCUAACUUUUUAAAGUGCUAUGUCCUGAACUCUGUUUUACCCCAAGAAAAGAAAAUGUAAAUGAAAAUGGAGUGGGUGAAAGAGAGAGUGGUUCAAAUGGUGUGCCUCUUGAUUUUCUUUUUUCGGUCAAGCAGGGAGGUUCAUUUUUUUGCUGAAUAUAUGGGGAGAUUCAUGAGUUUAGUACAA